AUGCCUGAAGAUGAAGGUUGCUCGACUACGGUGCAGACUUUAACUGUGCAAUCUUCUUCGUCGUCGUCCUCGGGAAACGCAACUUACACAACCGGUAGAAACCUCGGGUCUACAUUUGUUCCAAGUUAUACAUCCACGUACAGUAGCACGUACUACGAUACCUAUACAUCGAAUACGAGUAGUGUCUAUUCGAGUACAACUACAGAUUCGACAAGUGACUCGGUGACAGGUGUCGGAAUCAGUUUGGACGCCACGACAGUGACGGAGUCUAGUUGGUUCGACACGACGACAUCGUCUUCGACUACUGUGGCUGUCAGUUCGACAUCAACAGAAGAUGUUACGUCUGUUACUUCGUCGUCAACUACAAGUGACCAGGCGACAAGUUAUUCGACCGAGGAAGUAACGAGCGAGAAAAGCUCAGUUAAUGUUGUUCCAAAAAUGGUUACGAAGAGAUUGAUGUCAGAUGAUGAAAAACUUGAUGACGAACCAGUUUCGAAAUCAAAAGUGCAGCUGAAAAUCAAGGAGGAACCGAAGAAGUAUGGUCUGAUUCUGAAGCAGAAGAAACCAUCUGUUCACGCUUUCACGAAUAUCUUCAGACCCCCACCUGUGAAAAAUGAGGCACAAGAGGGGGUUAGUGUGAAGAAGGAAGACGGCGGAGUGGUUGUGGGAACAGCUGCGGCCGCUUUUCAAAAUGAAGACUCGGAAGAAAGUGAUCAU
Symsagittifera roscoffensis is the source of this 717-nucleotide messenger RNA. RefSeq lists its product as uncharacterized. The record is from RefSeq and is a predicted model, not a curated record. The transcript has 2 exons. Lineage: Eukaryota; Metazoa; Xenacoelomorpha; Acoela; Convolutidae. The annotation marks the transcript as partial.